Hibiscus syriacus is the source of this 1868-nucleotide messenger RNA. Its product is annotated as protein disulfide-isomerase-like. The coding region runs from base 129 to 1616 and encodes 495 amino acids. Gene Ontology annotation, molecular function: protein disulfide isomerase activity. NCBI's taxonomy places the organism in Eukaryota, Viridiplantae, Streptophyta, Magnoliopsida, Malvales, Malvaceae. The record is from RefSeq and is a predicted model, not a curated record. Gene Ontology annotation, cellular component: endoplasmic reticulum. Gene Ontology annotation, biological process: response to endoplasmic reticulum stress; protein folding. The transcript is spliced from 11 exons.
CUCUUGUUUUUUGUCUCCUUCACUCUCGAAACUCCUUCGCUGUUACUACUUCAAAACCCUAUAAAUCUCAAACGAAAGAGAAGAGAAAGGCAAAAUAAGUGAGGAAAAACAGAAAGAGAGCUCCGGGAAUGGCGAAAACUGUUUCUGUCUGGUUUGCUUUGGCCGUCAUAGCUUGCUCUCUAACGGCGAUCUUAGCUGAAGAGAGCGGCGAAUCGAAAGAGUUUGUUUUGACUUUGGAUCAUUCCAACUUCACCGAUACUGUCAGUAAGCACGAUUUCAUCGUCGUUGAGUUUUAUGCUCCUUGGUGUGGGCACUGUAAGAAUCUUGCUCCAGAGUAUGAGAAAGCAGCAUCUAUAUUGAGUAAACAUGAUCCUCCAAUCACCCUCGCUAAAGUUGAUGCCAAUGAGGAAGCAAACAAAGGUUUAGCAAAUGAAUAUGAAGUCAGGGGAUUCCCAACUCUUAAAAUUUUGAGAAAUGGAGGAAAGAAUGUUCAAGAAUACAAAGGUCCACGUGAAGCCGACGGUAUUGUGGAGUAUUUGAAGAAACAAACCGGUCCUGCUUCAACUGAAAUCAAGUCUGCUGAAGAUGCCAGUAACUUUAUUGGUGACAAGAAGAUUGUAAUUGUUGGGGUCUUCCCUAAAUUCUCUGGUGAAGAGUUCGAGAGCUAUAUUGCUUUUGCUGAAAAAUUGCGUUCUGACUAUGAAUUUGGUCAUACUUCUGAUGCUAAACACCUUCCACGAGGUGAAUCAUCUGUUACUGGCCCUGUGGUCAGACUUUUCAAGCCUUUUGAUGAACUAUUUGUUGACUUUAAGGAUUUUAACGUGGAAGCUUUAGAGAAGUUUGUUGAAGAAUCUAGCAUUCCUCUUGUGACAGUCUUUAACAGUGACCCAAGCAACCACCCCUUUGUUAUCAAAUUCUACAACAAUCCUCAUGACAAGGCUAUGUUGUUCGCAAACUUGAGCAGUGAAGGUGUUGAAUCCUUACAAUCUAAAUUCCGUGAAGUUGCUGAGCAAUACAAAGGACAGGGCAUUGGCUUCCUCUUGGGAGAUCUUGAGGCCAGUCAAUCUGCCUUCCAGUAUUUUGGAGUUAAAGAAAGCCAAGCACCUCUUGUGAUCAUUCUGAAUAAAGAUGAGAAGAAGUUUUUGAAGGCGAACGUGGAAGCUGAUGACAUCGCAUCAUGGUUUAAGGAUUACAAGGAAGGAAAAGUUCCACCAUAUGUGAAAUCUGAACCUAUUCCCGUAGAGAAUAAUGAACCUGUGAAAGUGGUUGUCGCUGACACCCUUGAAGACAUGGUUUUCAAAUCGGGAAAAAAUGUCUUGCUGGAGUUUUAUGCUCCCUGGUGUGGACAUUGUCAGAAAUUGGCACCAAUCUUGGAUGAAGUUGCUGUACAAUAUGAAAAUGAUGCUAAAGUUUUGAUUGCAAAACUUGAUGCAACUGCAAACGAUAUUGAGAAUCCGAACUUUGAUGUUAAAGGUUUCCCAACCGUUUACUUCAGAUCAGCUGACGGAAACAUAACUCCAUAUGAUGGUGAUAGGACCAAGGAAGACAUCAUCGACUUCAUCGAAAAGAACAGGGACAAGACUGUUCCUCAAGAACCAGUUAAAGAUGAGCUCUGAAGAGGGGUAAGUUUUCCUGCUGGACUUGAAAACAGAGAGUAACGGUGCAUUGUAAGUUUAAGUGCGAUGACUUAUCAUCCUCCUCCCCCCACCCCCCUUUAGCUUUUACAUUUGAGGAAAGAAACCUAUGAAUAAUGACAGAGGAUGUAAUUUUAUUAUUUCUGAAAGUUUGACGAUGUUUCCUCGGCUUUGUAACAGUUAAAUUUGCGACAGAAACAUCCGAGCACUGUCUAGAGAGGAUAUUUUGAUUUA